Molecule: messenger RNA, 4559 nt
Organism: Xiphophorus maculatus (southern platyfish)
Lineage: Eukaryota; Metazoa; Chordata; Actinopteri; Cyprinodontiformes; Poeciliidae
Gene: fbln2
Product: fibulin-2-like
Exons: 16
Coding region: 454-4128 (1224 amino acids)
Cellular component (GO): extracellular region
Molecular function (GO): calcium ion binding
Source: RefSeq, a predicted model, not a curated record
GGGUCUCCACCGGGACAAACUUUCCGUCCCUCCCCCUUGUCUGCGAGCCUCCUCGGGUUUCCAGAGGCUGGGAGAGGACGCGGCGGCGGCGGCGGCUGGGCGGAAACGAAACGGCUCAUCACAAGGUAACGACCUGCAGCGUCCCCGGGUCCUCUGGGUUUUCUGGUUCCUCUGCUCUUCGCCCGUUAAAAAAAAGAAAGAAAAGAAAAGAAAAACACACAUCCGACUAACCAGAACCCAAGGAUAUCCGCGUCUUGUGUUUUCUGGGCUGAGAGGAGAACUUUCAUUGAACUUUUGGUGCCGUGUUUCAUUCCGCAUGUUGGAUCUUUCUGUGCAGCAAAAGAAAAAGGGAGAGUCACGUCACCAAAAUGCUCCGGCAUCUCUGAAGGAGUCUUGGGAGUCCAGAGACGGACCGCCCUCUCUCCGCUGACCGUCCAGCGUUUCCCAGCUGCCAUGGCUAAGGCAGAAGUAGCAUUGUUGAGGUGCGCCUUGCUGCUUCUCUUCCCGCCCGUCAGCUUAAGCCAGCGCGACUGCUCCGGUGUGGACUGUCCCCCGUUGGAAAACUGCAUCAAAGAAGCGCCGGAGAGCGAUGGGUGUUGCGCUUCGUGCUUGCAGAAAGGAUGUAGGUGUGAGGGUUACCAGAGAUAUGACUGCACCCGUGCCGGAUUCAAGAACGGCAUUGUCCCUGAAGGACAGUCCUACUUUGUGGAUUACGGCAGCACCGAGUGCUCCUGCCCUGUCGGAGGCGGCCCCAUCAGCUGCCGCUACAUCGGCUGUCCGGAUUUGCCACCAAACUGCAUUGAGACUUUGGAGCCUCAGGACGGUUGCCAGCAGUGUGAACGCAUUGGAUGUGUUCACAGAGGGGAGAAGUAUGAGGCAGGACAUUCAUUCCACGUCGAAGCGUGUAGGGUCUGCCACUGUCCCGAUGAAGGAGGGAAGCUCAUGUGCUACCCUGAUCCCGAUUGCGAUCCCCAAUUGACAUUGAUUACAGAUGACAAUGCGCCCAAUGGACGAGAUGGCUUCUUCACCAGGUUCGAUCAGCUCUCUGCGUCGUAUAACCGUCCCUCCAGUGGGAAUCUUCCUCAUUUUAUACCGUCGCCAAGUGACGGUGACGAGCCAGAGGAAUAUGAUUACAACCAUGUGGACUUCUCGGAGGCAUAUGGGGAUUUAUUUGCUCUACCCACCCAGCCGUCCAUCUUUUCCAACAAAAUUGCUUUGUUAGGCUCUGAGAGAUCUGAAAAAACUUCUUCCCUCCUGGGUUUAGAGGUUCCCAAAAAGAUGGAACUGAGAGAGCAAUAUAGAGUUCAUCCUCAUCUGGCAGAAGAAGUAGUGACUCAAGUUCCCUCUGCUGCUGAGCAGAGUACUGCCAGCCCAUCCGUAAAUGCAACUGCUUCUUGGCAGGAUCUCCAAUACACACAAACUCCUUCAGGCAGAGGUGUAGAUUCUCACACAGAAUUGGAAUACCCACUUUAUGCACACCCGAGUCUGGGAAGUGUUGCACUUCCAGUGAACAAUUUAAAUAAUGUUGAGGAGAAUUCAGAAGGAGACCUUCAUCAUCAGAGGAGCACCAAGAUGGAGGUUCAUUCCCAUAAUGCAUCAGGUGGUGUAACCCCCAAGAGUUCAGUCAGUCAGAUAAGCAGAAGUCAUCUAAUGAAGGGUACGGAGAAUAUUCCUGGCCAGAAAGCGGUAGAGUUUCCCCUCUACACGCUGACAAACAUGGAGACUCCAGAUGGCGCAAACUCAAGAGCGCAUUUUCCCGAAGAACUCCAUGAACCAAAUGGCGAGGAUUGGUUUAAUCAAGGACAAGAAUCUCUUCCAGGAACUUUAGACGUGGUUAGGACGACGCAAAACGAUAAAAGCCACAACAGUUUCGAGUCUAGCAGUCCGUCGCAGGGUAAUCCUGAGUAUCAGCAAACAACCACGGCUUAUUUAAUCCCUGCUGCGUCCCAGCCACCUUCAGUUAUCAGACCUCUGGCGUCUCAGCUCGGUGGAGAUGUUCCUCACAGUCCCGACAGCGUGGACCUGAAGGCUGAGGGGAACGGAGAAGGAAGCAAAGGCCACAGACCCGAAGGAGAUCCAGGGGAAUCUUUUGAGGACGUGCUGCAGAGCUGCUGUGCUGCCGGUCAGACACGGGCCAAGGAAAAAAGCCACUGCAAAAACCUUCCUGCGCUCAGGGACAACCACUCUGUUUGCCGUGUAGUGGAGCAGCAGUGCUGCCUCAGCCAUGUGAAGGAGAGCCGGUGUGAUUCAGGAGUGGCGGCUGCCAGAGCGGGACGCGCUUGUGAAGCCGACGGGAACGACUCGUGCGCAGACGAAUACCAGGUGUGCUGCAGCUGCUGUGCUAUUGGCUUGUUGAUACGCAGUGAAGGACAAGGUUGCAAUGCUCACAAGUACUUGAGCUAUCCAUGUGGCCACAUCUUCCUUUCCUGCUGUGAGGAUGAGGAAGGUCAAAGCCAGUCGCCGCUGUGGACUCAGGAGAAAUCCAGACCUACCGCUCUGCCCAGACCAGUGAGUCCAGAGACAGACAGCCAGGUGGAAGAACUGAUCAAUUCUACGGAUACGACCACCACCACUCACACCACUGUGACCUCCACAAGCCCCGCCCACCUUCAGCCAUGUGCAGGUGAGAGUGGCUGCAGUCAGCGUUGUGCUGCAGCGGCAGGCCAGGCUCGCUGCUCCUGCUUCCCAGGGUUCUCGCUGAUGACCGACAGAAGGACAUGUAAAGAUGUGGACGAGUGCCAGGGCAACACGCACAGCUGCCGGCCCAACCAGCGCUGUGUGAACACACCGGGCUCGUUUCUGUGUGAGCUGCAAGUCCGCUGUCCUGUAGGAUACCAGAUGAAGAACGGAGUUUGCCAAGACAUUGAUGAGUGCAUUGGGAACACCCACAGCUGUGGUGAGAGCUCGGUGUGUGAGAACACGGCCGGCUCCUUCAGAUGUAGCUCCAAACUGAAGUGUGUCAGCGGAUUUACGCUGGACUCUCAUGGUAACUGUAUCGACAUCAAUGAGUGCAGCAGCCUCAGUGAGCCAUGCACCGCAGGUUCCGCCUGCAUCAACACAGUGGGCUCCUACACGUGUCGGCAGAAGAUACUGAUGUGCAACGAGGGCUACCACUCCAGCUCCGACGGAACCAAGUGUGUCGACACGGAUGAAUGUCAGAUGGGGACCCAUCGUUGUGGAGCGGGACAGAUCUGUCGGAACCUUCCCGGCAGCUACCGCUGCGACUGCCAGACUGGUUACCAGUACGAUGCCUUCCGCAAAGUCUGCACAGAUAUAAACGAAUGCUGGCGGUUUCCUGGGAGGCUGUGCGCCCAGACCUGUGAAAACACCAAAGGCUCGUAUCGCUGCUCGUGCACAACUGGAUUCUCUCUCGCUUUGGAUGGAAACAACUGUGAAGAUGUUAAUGAAUGCGACGGCAGCCCCUGCAGCCAGGAGUGCGUCAACAUAUACGGCUCCUACCAGUGCUACUGCCGUGAAGGCUAUUACCUGAAAGAGGACCGACACACCUGCGAAGAUAUUGACGAGUGUUCCCAGACCAUCGGGAACCUCUGCGUCUUCCAGUGCGUUAACGUUGUAGGCAGCUAUCGAUGUUCCUGUCCUCCUCAUGGGUAUGUUACAGCAGCCAAUGGACGCUUCUGUAAAGAUAUUGAUGAAUGCAUGACUGGAUCUCACAACUGUUCCUUCUCUCAGACCUGCUAUAACCUGCAGGGCAGCUUUAAGUGUCUCUCCUUUGAUUGUCCUCAAAACUACAAGAAGGUGUCGGAUACACACUGCGAGCGGAUGGGUUGUCCUCCCAACUCCAUAGACUGUCAGAACUCUCCCUUGCGGAUCACGUACCAUCAGCUGAACUUCAAGACCAACACCAUCACUCCGGCUCAGAUCUUCCGCAUUGGACCAUCACCUGUCUACUCUGGUGACAACAUUGUCAUCAGCAUCGUCAAAGGCAACGAAGGGGGCUACUUUAGCGCUCGCAAGCUGAACAGUUUCACAGGUGCCGUUUAUUUGCAGAGGAAAGUUGGCGACCCCAAGGACUUCCUGAUAGAUGUGGAGAUGAAGUUGUUGAGGAAGGGAACGUUUACCUCUUUCCUGUCCCGACUCUACAUUUUCAUUACGUCCAAUAAGAUGUAACACCAAAGACAGAAGAACAAAUAACUCAUAAGGUGCUAAAUGCUUUUCUUUUUGAGACUUAAAAAAUAUCUGACUUUUCAAGAGUGGCACAAGGAUAUUGGAGGAUGUGGCCGGAUUUCCCUGAAGAUUCACCAGGCCAGUCGUAUUUCCAAAGAAAUCUUGAUUAAACUGCACAUGGUAGUUCAAUUUGACUCAUCUAUGGCUGGUCACAUAGCAGCGCAUGGUAAUCCUUGAAUAUUUCAAACAUACUACAUUUGUAGAUGCGAUGGACGGAAGAUCUUGAGAAUUUUUUGUAACAAUUGAACCAAAAUGAAAAUUUAGGCAUAGAAAAUUUGUGUGACAUGUUGUGAAGGAACUAAAAUACAUUAAAGAUUUGCUGUUGUAACAACCGUCUUCUGGUUCUGCUCUGCAUCACCAGAACCAAACAUGGA